AUGUCAAGAGAAGCACUGGCCGCCAGCAACGAUUCAACACCAUCUGAGCCAGAACCGGCCAAGGCAACACCCGUCAUGGUCCAGUCGGAGCGCGAGGACACCAUACCGUCUCCUGCGCUGUCGCAAGACAAAGACAAAGAGCGACGCACUGCUGCCUCACCAUCGGAAUCAGUCUCCCUUGAAUUGACAAAGCCCUCAGCCAUGAUCUUCCCCGACUUUUGCAGAAGUCCACGCUCACCACUGUCCAAGCUUCGCCUGCACCACCCGCAGCUACCAGCUCAGCUGCCCACCGCAGCACCUGAAUGGCGAGCCGAUGAGUAUGCGGAUCUCCUGAGCAAAGAUAAAACCAAACAAAAGGAGGCCGUGAAGCGCUACUUGACUGACAAGGUCCGCAGCGACUGGACCUUUCCUUGGCCGCCUGCCGUUUCAGAGGAAAAUGUUGCGUCAUCGGGACCCGACGGCCCAGGAGUCUCUGUCGAGCCCUCAAAUGAGGCCAUCUCGUCAAAGAAAAGGGGAGGGUCUCAGGCCCCUGCGAGCGAAGAAGAUGGAUAUCGAGGAGGAGAAGGCACUGAGCUAGAUGAGGCAGAGUCCGAUGCUGGAGAUGGCAAUGCCAUCGACGACGACGACGACAACGACGGCGCAGGGUCUGUAUACAGUAUAAUGUCAGAAGAUGCGAUUCAUUAUCGUCCUCGGAUUGAAUGGACAUCGGAUCUGUCCGACGAUGAGGAUACGGCACCCAAGCCCCCGCCGUUUCGCUUUGAUAAACCCGACUCUAUCCAAUCCACCAUUCAGGACAUUGUCCGGGCAAAGAAGGCUCGCAGACGGCGUGCCCUGCGGGAAGAGAUUGCCUGGAACGAGGGACUCGCCUGUUUUGAAGCAAGGCGGAAUGCUUGGACUGGCGCCAAGACGGUCCGUGUUCGAAGUAAGCCUGUAGCCACACCUCCAGCAUCGCCGCGAUCACCAAGACGAUUCUUCUUUCGUCGCUCCAUGUCCGGAUCGCCACCCAAUUCGGCGGCGGCUGUUCUCUCCCAGCACGGAGAAUGCUGUGGUGCGGUAUCCGACUCGUCAUCAGCCUCAAAGGACGCUGAAAAGGACCUGAAAAAACACCAAAGCACCGACUCGUCCGUAUCGGACUCUACCAGGUUCCAGACUUACCCUGUUGAAACGCUGCUGCCAGUUGGACAGCCUCUUCUUCCGCCUACAAACCCUCUGCGAGCUUCUAUUUCGCCAGCGGUCUAUUUGAGUCUCUAUGACAAGGUGAUUUUGCACAAUCUGCAGCCGGCAUGCCCCAUCAACUUGUCAGACAUGUUGCGAUCUUGCGUGGCCGGAUGGAAACGAGAUGGCGAGUGGCCUCCGCGAUGCUCGGUGCCUGAUCCGAUGCCAGCGAGCCGAAAGAAAAAGAAGGCAGCACCAUCCUCCGCCACUGACAAUACUGGAAACGUAACAAGACGCAUGAGCUUCGGCCUCUUGGGUCGCGACAAGGAUGAUGAAGCCGGUGCUGGCAAAGGUAUUCGCCGCAGUCUACAAAGAGCGCUUGGAAUUGGUGUCAUGGCCGGCAUGGGAGAUGCCUGA
Messenger RNA from Metarhizium acridum CQMa 102, 1572 nucleotides. RefSeq lists its product as uncharacterized. The record is from RefSeq and is a predicted model, not a curated record. Lineage: Eukaryota; Fungi; Ascomycota; Sordariomycetes; Hypocreales; Clavicipitaceae.